UCCCACCACGGCUCGCUCGCGUCCUCGCAGCGCGUGACCGCGGCACUGCGGCUGCAGAGCCGCCAUCCCCUGUCCGCGCUGGAUUCCUGGGGUGUGAGGUGGGAAGCCGGAGAUGGGGGUGGGUGCAGGACCAGAUCUCCGUGGCCACGCGCGGCGGCACUGGGGGUGUAUGAUGACGCCCGUGCCUCCUCCAACUCCUCUAGUUUUUUGUUUCCGGGAGUUUCUCCACCCGCGAGUGUGUCGCUGAGUCACCUUCUCGGAAGACUCGGGUCAAGCUGUCCCGGGGCGGUGCAGAGCCAAGGUACAUAUUGCAGAGACGCGUGCGGAACCGCAGGUUCAGCCUGCGUCCCCUGGCCAGCCGGGGACCCCUAAAAUAGUGAGAAACUCGGUUGGGAACUCAGGAGUCCGCUGGGAGAGAAGCCACCUUCAAGGCGUGACCCAGUUCACUGCAACGCCUUGUUAUCUGCUCCCCUGCUCCUCCGGAACUAGCACCUUCUGGACUUUAAGAAGGCGAUGCAAAGAGAGAGUUGGUGAGGACUGUGGAUCCGGAUCAUCCGCUGCAGGCAGCUGCCCAGGCCUCGACAGUAUUUCCUGGGGGAAAGGCUCCAACUUUGGAGGUUGCUGAGGAGGCUCCCUCCUCCGGACUUCGCGCUCCAGCUAGGAGUCCCCAAACCGGUUCAGCUUUCUCCCGGAAGGCAUGACAAACUGCUUCGGGUUCGGCGGCUGAGUGGUCCAGCGGCUGCGUCUGGAAGCUAAAAAUCUGGCCGCCUCGGGGAAUGACGGGGCCGCUCUCACAGCCCAGGGAGGUGGAGAGGGCGAGCCCCACAGCCAGUCGCCAGACACCCUCCUGGGCAACACCGAUAAGGAGCUGAAUACAGGAGUCGCCGUCACCCCUAGCAGCGCCGGGACAGCGCUGGUGGCCCCUUGUCAGCGGGAGCCCCCCCGGGACCUGGCUAUGGAACCAGCAGGCUGCCCUAGGGGAUUGCUCCCGCGGCCCUGCAGAGUGCUGGUGCUGCUGAACCCCCGGAGCGGCAGGGGCAAGGCUCUGCAGCUCUUCCAGAGAUUUGUGCAACCCCUCCUGGAGGAGGCUGAAGUAUCCUUCAAACUUACGCUCACUGAACGGCCGAACCAUGCCAGGGAGCUGGUGUGUGCAGAGGAACUGAGCCACUGGGAUGCCCUGGCGGUCAUGUCCGGUGAUGGUCUCAUGCACGAGGUGGUGAAUGGGCUGAUGUCACGGCCUGACUGGGAGAUUGCCAUCCGGAAGCCCCUGUGUAGCCUCCCCGGAGGGUCCGGCAACGCACUGGCGGCUUCCUUGAACUACUAUGCUGGGUACGAGCAGGUAACUAGCGAAGCCCUCCUGACCAACUGCACGCUGCUCUUAUGCCGCCGACACCUGUCACCCAUGAAUCUGUUGUCACUACACACGGCUUCCGGACUGCAGCUCUAUUCUGUGCUCAGCCUGUCCUGGGGCUUCGUUGCUGAUGUGGACCUGGAGAGUGAGAAGUACAGGCGCUUGGGGGAGAUCCGUUUCACAAUGGGGACCAUCUUUCGCCUAGCAACCCUGCGAAUCUACCAGGGCCAACUGGCCUACCUUCCUGUAGGAAAUGCUGCCUCGGAGAUGCCUGCUUCUCCGGCACAGGCGCACCAGGGCCCUGUGGACACAUACCUUGUUCCCCUGGAGGAGCCGGUGCCUUCUCACUGGACCGUGGUGCCGGAACAGGAUUUUGUUCUGGUGCUGGUACUGCUACAUACCCACCUGAGCACCGAGAUGUUCGCAGCACCCAUGGGCCGUUGUGAGGCUGGCGUUAUGCAUCUGUUCUACGUGCGUGCGGGGGUGUCAAGGGCCACGCUGCUGCGUCUCUUCCUGGCCAUGCAGAAGGGCAAGCAUAUGGACUAUAACUGCCCAUACUUGGUGCACGUGCCUGUGGUUGCCUUCCGCCUGGAGCCCAAGAACCAGAGGGGCAUGUUUUCCGUGGAUGGGGAGUCAAUGACAUGCGAAGCCGUGCAGGGCCAAGUGCACCCAAACUAUUUUUGGAUGGUUUGUGGCAGCAGAGAUGCCCCAUCCAGCUGGGAGCCUCAGCCGAGGCCAUCUCCAGAAAAGCCAUUAUGAUUCCCUGGCUCUCCGUGCCUUUGUCUGUCUACACUGAGAUGGGACCCUCUCCUGCAUCCAUGCCCUCAUAUGGGAGGCUAUCUAAAGCUCACAGGGAGGUGGUAGGGACCCUGUAGGGAAAGUAGGAAGGCGGGGCUGUAAGAAAGGCUCUGCCCCCUAAAUGCUAGAAGGCGAAGCUGGGCAGGCACCCUCUGGCUGGGCAGUUGCAUCUAGAAGGCACUUACCAUUGUGCUUGGAGCCUUUCUGAGACUCAAAUCCAAAUAAAGUGACUUCCAA
Molecule: messenger RNA, 2386 nt
Organism: Microtus oregoni (creeping vole)
Lineage: Eukaryota; Metazoa; Chordata; Mammalia; Rodentia; Cricetidae
Gene: Sphk1
Product: sphingosine kinase 1
Exons: 7
Coding region: 956-2110 (384 amino acids)
Biological process (GO): negative regulation of apoptotic process; cellular response to growth factor stimulus; sphingosine biosynthetic process
Cellular component (GO): membrane; intracellular membrane-bounded organelle; cytoplasm
Source: RefSeq, a predicted model, not a curated record